AGCUGUCCCACUAAUUAUUUGUUAUAUUUUAUCGUUAUCAUGUAAUCGUCAGAGCAAACGAUAUAUAAAUAAAUAGAAAUUUGAUUUACCCAAGUAUCCUCUAGAAAGUACAGACAAGAUAUAAUAUGUUCAAAAUGAAUUUACAAGUCUUCGUUUUUGUGAUUUUCUGUGUCGGUGCGGGUUUAGGAGAAAAAGCUAAAUUCUGCGAUAAGUCACAAAGUAUCAGUGAAAUUAGAAUUCCAGUUGAAGAAACAUUUAGUCAAGGUGACUUUGAUUAUUAUCACACUGUUAUUAAGGUUGCAGGUCCAAUUUUGAAAGAAGCGUUUUUCUUGGUGCCUAACCCUUCACCGUUUACCAUUAUCGCAGAUUACAAAUGUAGGAUAACCAAGACCGGUGACUUUGCCUACCAGCAAGUAUGCAAUGGAUUCGAUCCAAACUGCAAUUCAUGCAUAGAAUACAGCUUCCCAAUGACGUCCGAGUCUGACGGAGACAAGAUCUCAGUUACAAUAAUAGAUCCGAACGGAAAACCGGUAAAUGAGUACUACUGGUCCCCUUGUCCAACUAAAUACAUUCUGAGACUACAAUGUCCAAGACACAGCAUUCAAGAACGCAAUAAAUGUGCACGGUCUGGCGCUCGGAUGAGCGUUUUUCUAGUGGGUGAGAUGAACAAAAGUAGUGCACCAUGGACUGAUAUCUCAUUAGACAUCUUCGCUAAAACUGGGGUCAAGUUUGGAGAGAUUGAUGGCAUGAAUUGGUUUAACGUAAAAGAUACAGGAACUCAAUGUGACGUUUGUAGAAGAUGAGGAAAGCAAAGAUAAAUGAAUGAAGAUAGACGCUUAAACCCCAAUAUAUAAAAUACGAAAGUGAUUACUUGAUAUAAUUAUAAAUGUAUUUAGCAUCAUUAUUUGAUUUGUGUUCUUUUUUGAUGCCAUUUUGCACACUAUAUCGGGUUGCAAAACUAAGUUUCGCGUACAUGCAUCAGAUCGCCAGGAAAACCUUAUCAGGAUCAAAUCCAAUACA
Ruditapes philippinarum (Manila clam) is the source of this 1020-nucleotide messenger RNA. RefSeq lists its product as uncharacterized. The coding region runs from base 126 to 803 and encodes 225 amino acids. The record is from RefSeq and is a predicted model, not a curated record. NCBI's taxonomy places the organism in Eukaryota, Metazoa, Mollusca, Bivalvia, Venerida, Veneridae. The transcript has 6 exons.